GGCUAUUCCCUGAUGCGCCCCUUCCUCCACAGCCCUCAGCAGUGCCAGCCCGGUGCUAUGCGAUUCUCCCUGAAGCGCUGCCUCACCGCUGUGCUCACAGCCUCCUUCCUCCUCCUCCUCCUCCUCCUCCUCCUCCAUGGGGGCAGCCAGCAGGAAGAGGAUCCCCUGGAGGUGGAUCUGAGGGGCUUGACACGCGACACAAUCCUGCAGAUGCUGCAGCCAGAAGGAGCCCAGCGCAUCCUCAGGGACAUGGACGAGCUCUCCACACUCCACAAUGUCUCCUACCACAUCCUGGCUGGCUCCCUGCCACCCCGAAAAAAAUUCCUGGCGGUGGGAUUGGCGUCGGUGCAGCGGCCGCGCGGCUUCUACCUCCCUGCCACACUGCAGUCCCUGUUCAGCCAGUCCACAGAGCAGGAGCUGCAGGAGAUGGUGGUGGUGGUGCACCUGGCCGACAAGGAUCCCGGCUGGAACACGCGCGUCGCCCUCAGCAUCGCCCAGAAGUUCGCUCACCACGUCCUCCUGGGCCGGCUGCUGCUCAUCCAUGCCCCCCAAGAGCUCUACCCCACCCUGGAAGGGCUCAAGAGGAACUUCAACGACCCUGAGGAGCGGGUGAGGUUCCGCUCCAAGCAGAACGUGGACUACGCCUUCCUGCUCGCCUUCGCCGCCAACCUCUCCUCCUACUACCUGAUGAUCGAGGACGACGUGUGGUGCGCCAGGUCCUUCCUGACGGCCAUCCGCAAGGCUCUGGCCUCCCAGGAGGGCUCCAAUUGGGCCACCCUGGAGUUCUCCAAGCUGGGCUACAUUGGGAAGCUCUACCACUCCAGCGAUCUCCCUCGCCUGGCUCGCUUCCUCCUCCUCUUCUACCAGGAGAUGCCCUGUGACUGGCUGCUGGUGCACUUCCGCAACCUGCUCACCCAGAAGGACGUCAUCCGCUUCAAGCCGUCCCUCUUCCAGCACAUGGGCCUCUACUCCUCCUUCCAGGGCACCGUCAACCGGCUGGAAGAUGAUGAUUUCCAGGCCGACGCCUUGGACCUUCCGGACAACCCUCCAGCAUCCUUGUACACCAGCAUGGCCAUCUUCGAGCACUACAAGCCCCUCAAGGCCUACAGCUCAGCAGAGGGGUAUUUCUGGGGGAAGGACCCAGCAGCUGGCAGCGUCUUCUCGGUGGUGUUCCAGCAGCCGGCCCAGGUCAGCCGUGUGCGGGUGCUCACGGGCUCCGAGGAGCGCCGGGGCGACUUCCUGCGUGCGGGGGUGCUGGAGCUGGGCCGGCAGCGCCGCCGCGAUGGCCGCGACUGCUCCACCUACAUCCCAGUGGGAACCUUUGAGAAGGGCACGCUGGACCGGCGGGGGCUGGAGAGGAGCAUCUCUGGCCCCGUGGAAUGUGUGAGGAUCCGGGUAACCCAGGCCCAGAGCGAGUGGCUCAUCAUCCGGAGCAUCGACAUCUGGACCACGGCAGGCACCUGAGCACAGCUGUCAAAGCACAGCUGGGUUUUGUUCCAAGAGGUCCUUUAUUUUUCUCAUUUCCUUUUUUUUAUAAGGAAUUAAACUAUUGACUCCUGCUGGCAUCUGCCAAGGGAUGGGAACCACUGCUAUGGGAUGUGGAUGGGGCCAGGAGCAGGGCCCACCAGGAUGUGCCCACCUGGGGGAUGCCCCAGUGAGCAACAGAGGGGGUACAGGGAGGGGAAGAGGCUGGGCACCAGAAAAUAUUUCCUCCCGUGGAGGAUGAUGUACAGGACAAAGCUGAUCAAUUAAUUAACAAAUCAAGUAAUUAAUCAGGCAUUUGGCAGCCUCUCCACAUCGUCCCUUCCCUAAGU
Empidonax traillii (willow flycatcher) is the source of this 1814-nucleotide messenger RNA. Its product is annotated as alpha-1,6-mannosyl-glycoprotein 4-beta-N-acetylglucosaminyltransferase-like. Lineage: Eukaryota; Metazoa; Chordata; Aves; Passeriformes; Tyrannidae. The record is from RefSeq and is a predicted model, not a curated record. Gene Ontology annotation, molecular function: acetylglucosaminyltransferase activity. The transcript has 3 exons. Gene Ontology annotation, biological process: protein N-linked glycosylation. The coding region runs from base 13 to 1464 and encodes 483 amino acids.